This is a messenger RNA of Centropristis striata (black sea bass), 1319 nucleotides long. It is a transcript of the gene isg20, whose product is annotated as interferon stimulated exonuclease gene. The record is from RefSeq and is a predicted model, not a curated record. NCBI's taxonomy places the organism in Eukaryota, Metazoa, Chordata, Actinopteri, Perciformes, Serranidae. The coding region runs from base 202 to 1230 and encodes 342 amino acids. Gene Ontology annotation, molecular function: nucleic acid binding; 3'-5'-RNA exonuclease activity. The transcript has 4 exons. Gene Ontology annotation, cellular component: nucleus.
GCGACUGAGAAAAACUGUAUUUUGUGUGAUGUCGCGUCCAGCCAGCAGGCGGCGCCUCCGCUGGUAUUUGACAGUUGAACGAUUCCUUUUGAAAUAACACACGAAGAAGAAAACGAGCCAAUCAGACGCGGAGUUGAGGAGAGACGUCCAGGCAUGUUCAGGCUGAACACGUGCUGCAGAUGGAGAAAAUGACGUGUGACGAUGUCCGAGUGGUCCAGAAGACAUAAAUCCUCUCGGGGUCUCUUCAGUAACUCCAGGUUUCUGUGUAAGCGUUCUCUGAUGCUGAGAACCCUGCAGAGCGCCAGAACCAGAAAGAACCAGCAGCAGCAGAGGACGGAGAUCAGCACCAUGAAGAGGAAACCCUCCGACGGCCACGUCGAGCCUCUGGACACAUUCAAACAGGUCAAAAAGACCAAACCUAACAAACUGAAGCAGGAGAGAGAGCCAGCUGUGACCUCUGACCCCCGGAGCUCUGGUCCUGACCCCGGUCCCUCUGAGGCGGCCCUCGGGGACCGCUGGGAGGUGGACAGCGGGUUCUGCUCGGAGACGAGUCCUCCGGCCAGCGGGCGCAGCUCGCCGUGCCUCGGCCCCGCCCCCGCCACGACCAGCACCUCGGUGGUGGCGUUGGACUGUGAGAUGGUGGGGACGGGGCCCGGGGGGCGCUGCAGCGAGCUGGCCCGCUGCAGCAUCCUGGAUUACCACGGUAACGUCCUCUAUGAUGAAUACGUGCGGCCCUGUCAGCCCGUCACCGACUACCGCACACGAUGGAGCGGCAUCAGGAGCCACCACCUGCUCAACGCCACGCCCUUCAGCCAGGCACGCCACCAGAUCCUCAGGAUCCUGGAGGGUAAAGUGGUGGUGGGUCACUCCGUCUACAACGACUUCCAGGUUCUGGACCUGGUCCACCCGGGUCACAUGGUCCGGGACACCUGCACCACCCGCCACCUGAGCCGGCUGGCCGGUUUCCCCCGGCAACGCUGCUCCUCCCUCAAAACGCUGAGCAGCAAACUGCUGAACAGGAAGAUCCAGGCGGGGCGUGGAGGCCACUGCUCGGUGGAAGACGCCCUCGCUGCUCUGGAUCUCUACAAGCUGGUGGAGGGCGAGUGGGAGCGAGAGCUGCAGGACAAACUGCAGGACGAGGACGCUCCGUCAGAGCCGAGCUUCGCCUCCUCCACACACUACAUGCAGGACGAGUACUGGCCCGAUGAUGUCACCGCCCUCAGCCAAUGAGAGCAGAGCAUUCACGACGUACCUCAGAUCAAUAAUGUGACUGUAAAUCAAGUCUGGAUGGAAAAAAAGUGAUGCAACAAAAUGCAAAA